Messenger RNA from Owenia fusiformis, 1641 nucleotides. The record is from the annotation of a GenBank genome assembly. NCBI's taxonomy places the organism in Eukaryota, Metazoa, Annelida, Polychaeta, Sabellida, Oweniidae.
GUAACUGAGAUACAUGCCGCUCCAUAAUUUAUUGCAAGGGCUUCCCCUUUUGGACCACCCUGUACUUUUUUACAACCACACAAAGCUGAGCUGACAAAAUUAUGAGAUUAGCUAGAACUAUUUUCAAUCUUUUGAUUUUAAAUAGAGGUGCUAGGCGGCGGGGUACACCUCCCAAGAACUUUGACUAUCGGAGUUUUUAUGGGCAUUCAGAUUAUAAAUAAAGCCCCGGAGCCGCAUCAGUAUACACUCCGUGGCAGUACUCGUCUUCAACAUAGCAUUGGAGUUUGUUGGAAGUGAUGGCAUACCAAGUCACAUGGCGGUGUUACUAAUUCAAAAGCAUGAUUUUAAGCCACCCUGUAAAUAAUGUCAUGUGACAGUCACGUGCUUGUUUACUUCCGGUAAACAUGUUAUGAAAUAAUUUUUCGUAUCUAAUCUUUUCUCGUGACUUAAAUCAAUGCGAAGUCGCUUUUGUAGAGACAAUUGCUUCACGAUGGUGUCUGGACUUUUGUUGGGAGCUUCAACUUUAUUUGUAGUUAUAGUUUGUGCGGUCGGCGGCCCAUUACACGCCUCUUGUACCAUCGAAUGGUCAUGGGAUGCCAAAUGUAGUGACGUCAACAAUGCUAUUGUUAAACAAAUAGCUUUAUGGAAAACAGAUGACAACUGCAAAGGAGGAGGAGAGAAAUGCCUCUACGCGCUUGUGAGUAGAACUGACAGAAUAAUAAAAGCGACACACACCACACCUAAGAAGGGAUAUGUCGAUGAUCUCACAUUUACUUUUACACAGAAUAGCAACAUUUGUAACGUCAAUGGUCACUCAACCUCGGAGACGUGGUAUGCUGUUUUAGACUAUAGCACUAAUUACUGCAACCUGAACAACCUGAUCACAGGAGCUGGGCUAGACAAGGCUAAGGCCUACAGUGAGACUACCAGUGACAGGAUCUGUACGCAAUAUUCUUCAAGAAACUGUGACAAGUAUUAAUAACAUAACAUUCCAGGACAUUUCAAUAUUUGUAGACAAUAAUUAACAUCCAUGACUUUCUGUGCAGUUUCAAUAAAAUUUCAACAAUUAUUUCCAUGAAAAUCAGUUGGAUAACAUCGAUAAUGUUGUGUGAUGAGACAAUGGAGAAAAGGUGUUUCUGGAAAAUCUUACAUCCCUGGUAGUUAAGAAAUCACUUAUACAAGGGGUCCAUAAAGUCUCUUUACAAUUACAAUACAAAGUCUGUGUAGUGAAAAGACUUUAUUGACACCCUGUGAGUAUGUGUAUAUGACAAUUAUGUAUUUGUAAAGGCCUUUUAGCUAAAUGUUGUCAAAUGCUUCAUGCCUGUUGCCAUAGAGAUGUUAAGAACUCCAUUCAAUGUAUAUUCGAUAUGUGCUUAUAAUUGCUGUAAAAUUGCUUGAUUUCAACAGGCAAACUUACUGAAAAUAAUAAUUUCGACAUUUGCCCUUUCGCCUGUUGCCAUAGAAAUGUAAAGAACUCCUUUCAGUGAAUCUUCGAUAUAUGCUGCUGUAAAAUAGCUUGUAUAUAGAUUUUUACAAAUAACAAAUUGGAUUUUUAUUUUCACAUGAAAGUGAUGUGAGUUUUGAUGUAUGAACAUAAUAAGUUACUAGACAACAUAGAAUAAAAAUAUUGAUUUCUAUAAA